AUGGCGCCGGUAUUGAAUUCCCCUCCCUCCGGGCCUCCGGCGCCCCAAACAAGUCCAAAAGAAAAUGACCCCCCAGGCCCCAUGUUGAUCGAGCUGGACCCCUCUCUUGUGUUGGCUUCUGGCCUCAGUGGCGAGCCAGCUGGUGGUCCCUUGCCUACCGCAGCAUCACCGGAAGCAGCAGCAGCAGCAGCAGCAGGAGCAGCUGGUGCUGCUGCAGCAGUGACAGCAGCAACUGGAAAAACCAAUACACAGGUUUGCGUAGCUGAAGAUUCCUGGGGAGGUGCAGCAGCUCGCAUGCCGUACGAUAGGCCGCGCAGCCGCAAACUCAACAGAACCUCCAGCAACCAGUGCCACGUAGACAUGGGGGGCUGGCUGAAGGCUUUCCCGCAUAUGACGAUCGAGGACUUGGGCCCGGGCUUCAGUGCCGAUAGCUUUGAGAACAGCCAGGGCCUCAAGAUAGCAACUUAUACGUGGAGGCAGCAGCAGCAGCAGCCCCCAGUAGCAGCAGUGGUUCUCUUUCACUCAUACACCUCCUACGCACUCUUGGGUCCCUUGCCUACCGCAGCAUCACCGGAAGCAGCAGCAGCAGCAGCAGCAGGAGCAGCUGGUGCUGCCGCAGCAGUGACAGCAGCAACUGGAAAAACCAAUACACAGGUUUGCGUAGCUGAAGAUUCCUGGGGAGGUGCAGCAGCUCGCAUGCCGUACGAUAGGCCGCGCAGCCGCAAACUCAACAGAACCUCCAGCAACCAGUGCCACGUAGACAUGGGGGGCUGGCUGAAGGCUUUCCCGCAUAUGACGAUCGAGGACUUGGGCCCGGGCUUCAGCGCCGAUAGCUUUGAGAACAGCCAGGGCCUCAAGAUAGCAACUUAUACAUGGAGACAGCAGCAGCAGCAGCCCCCAGUAGCAGCAGUGGUUCUCUUUCACUCAUACACCUCCUACGCACUCUUCGAUUUCCUACGCCACCAACCCCCAGACAGCAACAGCAACAGCAACAGCAACAGCAACAACAGCAGCAGCCCGGCACCGCAGCAGCUGCAGGAGCAGCCGAACUGGGUACCCAAGUUCCCAGGGAGCUGGGUGGAGGGGUUUUACCGCCUGGGGAGCUGGGUGGAGGGGUUUUACCGCCUGGGUAUGAAUGUGUACGCAAUGGAUCAUCAGUCUCAUGGGCGGUCUGCUGGCUGGCGCGAGUGGCGUUGCAAUGUAUCGAAGUUUGAUUACUUUGUUGACGAUGCUUUGCAGACGAAAUCGAGAAUGGUUGCAGCUUUAUUCGAUGCAUCGCAGAAACUUCCUCGUAUUUUGAGCUGCUUUCCACCUGAACUGAAGCUGCUCUGCCUGCAGGGCACGCACGACCAGACCGUUGACUUUCACGCUCCUCUCAAGUUGUAUGAAACCCCAGUACGCUUGGAUCUUCUCUACCUCUGCGGCUGGAGCCACUACAUCCCCAAACACUCGGGCGCAGACCGCCUCAUUGGCUUGGUCACUGCCUGGCUCCUCAAAGCCCUUUCAGCUAAAAAUACACUCCAAAUUGCAUGUCAAUACGAACAAGAAAAAAAUUCUUCUUCUCGUUUGUCUCCGCCGAAAAAACCAAAACCUCUGCGUCCCCCCUGGCCUCCUGUUGCUGCUCCUGCUGCUUCUCCUGCUGCUGCUGCUGCUGCUGCUGCUGCUGCUGCUGGGUGUCCUAGUGCUGCUGCAGCAGGAGGAGGUACUGCAGCAGCAGGAGCAGCAGCAGCAACUGGAACAGCAACAGCAGCAGCAGCAGCAGCAGCAGCAGCACCGUAUGCUCUCACUGAGUUCCCCUCCUCUUUGUCUCCAGCUCGGCAUCGACCCCCAAAGAAGCGAAUCGCAUUAGCUGCUGCUGCUGCUGCUGCUGCUCCAACUGCAGCAGCAGCAGCAGCAGCACCAGAAGCAGCAACAACAACAGGUGCAGCAGCAACAGCAGCAGCAGCAGCAGCAGCAGAUUGUCAAAAGGAAGAAACUUUCUUUGGCUUCUCCUAUGCAGCUGAGGGAAACCUGAAGAGCAGUUGCUACGGGCUGCCAGCAGCAGCAGCAGCAGCAGAAGCAGCAGCAGCAGCAACAGCAACAGCAGCAACCGCAGCAGGAGCAGAACCAGCAGCAACAGCAACAGCAGAAGCAACAGACAGGCCUGAAUCUCCAUCAGCAGCAUCAACAGAACUACCUGCAGCACCACCAGCAGCAGCAGCAGCAGCAGAAGCAGUAGCAGCACUACCACCACCAUCAGCAACACCAGAAACAGCAGCAGCAGCAGCAGCAGCAACAGCAGCAGCAGCAGCAGCAGCAGCAGCAGAUACACCUGAAGAUUUAUCCUGGCUUGUCGCUGACCUGCGCUCCGCCUGGCGACACAAAAAUUUUGAUUUUAUUAAUUUUUUGUCUGCGGGGGGAAACCUGUGCCCCCUGCACGAGCAUGCAGCAGCAGCAGCAGCAGCAGCAGCAGCAGAAGGAGCAGCAGCAGCAGCAGCAGCAGCAGGAGAAGGAGGAGAAGCAGCAGCAAGUGAUUAUGGAGAGAAAGCAGAACAAGAGCUGAGCUCACGAACGUUUCCUCAGCAGCAGCAGCAGCAGCAACAACUGCAGCAGCAGCAGCAGCAUCUGCGCCAGCAGCAGCAGCAACAACAGCAGCAGCAGCAGCAGCAGCAGCAGUAA
Molecule: messenger RNA, 2658 nt
Organism: Eimeria mitis
Lineage: Eukaryota; Apicomplexa; Conoidasida; Eucoccidiorida; Eimeriidae
Product: acylglycerol lipase, putative
Exons: 7
Coding region: 1-2658 (885 amino acids)
Source: RefSeq, a predicted model, not a curated record